Molecule: messenger RNA, 2301 nt
Organism: Radiomyces spectabilis
Lineage: Eukaryota; Fungi; Mucoromycota; Mucoromycetes; Mucorales; Radiomycetaceae
Product: WD40-repeat-containing domain protein
Exons: 11
Coding region: 67-2262 (731 amino acids)
Biological process (GO): transcription initiation at RNA polymerase II promoter
Cellular component (GO): transcription factor TFIID complex
Molecular function (GO): RNA polymerase II general transcription initiation factor activity; protein binding
Source: RefSeq, a predicted model, not a curated record
UUUUUUUUAUAUAUCAAAUAUUCCCUGUGAAUCCAUCGGGCAUUGAACGAUCGUCUCAGCAAUAGCAUGGCCGGCCCUCCUCCACAACACGGAACACAUUUCCUCGAUCAGGCACGGGCAUCGGUGGAACCGCAUUCAACGCAAUGGCAGAACGCGACCCCACUAGCCCAUCAGCCUUCGCAAUCCGAUCUGGACCAGAUCAUGACAGCCUACUUUCAACGUAAAGGUUAUCGACGGCCCGAUACAACGUCGCACACUGCGCGAGGUCACGUCGUCAGCCUGGAGCAAAUUCGGCAAGAGUUGCACCCUACCGAAAAUGUACCGGGUUAUGUGCGCUUCAUGGCCACCGCCGAACAAGGCAAUCCAGACGCCUACGCCAACAGCUACCGAAGCUUACGGGAAUGGGUCGAGAAUGCUCUGGACAUUUACAAGCCCGAACUCGCUUUCGUGUUGUUUCCAAUGUUUGUCUACUCGUACCUCGAUUUGAUCAUGAAUAACAUGAGUGAACAAGCACAUUAUUUUAUGGAGACAUUCAAGCAAGAUCACAUGGCCACCCAUUCUUCCGAUAUCACCACUUUCGCCUCCCUCAUCGAUCCUCAACAUGUUCAGGACAAUGCCAUUGCUCAACUUUACCUGAACAAUAAAUACCACCUACAAUUGUCCGCAGUACCAUUGGAAUUACUUGUCAAUUAUCUCCAAGACAACAAGUUUAGGCUCUUACUCCGCAUCUAUAAUCAACAUUUAAACAUACAAGUCACACAGGAUAAACUCAAAUCCGCGGGCGGAUUGGAGGUACGCGGUCCUGUCGGCAUCCUCGGUCACACACCACAGCCUCGAUCAACUUUACAUCCCCAAGACGAUACCGGAGCAGCGACCGAUCACGAAUUGCAGGAUCGUGAGGAUGGACAACGCAUAGACAAGAGCAGUAGCAUGUAUGAAGAUACCGUGAUGAUGGAUAGUCUGAAAGAGGUGAAGCAGGAAUACACGGCGGACAGUCCAUCACUUCCGGAUGUACCCAUUCCGCACCAGGGUGGUAUGGAUGUGGAAGCGGAAAUAGCCACCUUGAAGGAACUCGGCAAGAAAGUUAGACUCACCAGCGCGGCGUUACCCAGCGUUUGCGCUUAUACCUUUUACAACACUCAUGAUAAUUUACAUUGUCUUUCCAUGACGCAAGAUGCGAGUUUAAUUGCGGGAGGGUUUUCAGAAUCGUUUAUUAAAAUCUGGAGCCUAAAGGGAGAAAAAUUGAGAUCAAGGUCACGGAAUCACCAUCCGUCUGACGCGGUAUCUAGAGGUAAAACAUGCACGCGCAUCUUAGGAAUCAAACGCAUCUUUACAAACAAACUUACAUGGAUUACAGACAUUGAGGAAAACGGUGAAGCCAGUUCAUCCAAACGAUUAAUUGCCCAUGCAGGGCCAGUGUAUGGGGUCAGUUUUAGUUACGAUAACGAAUAUCUCAUCUCUUGUUCCGAAGAUAAAACAGUCCGAUUAUGGAGUACAGAAACAUUCGACAACUUGGUGUGUUACAAGGGCCAUAAUUAUCCUGUGUGGGAUGUUGAUUUUGGCCCUCUGGGUUUCUACUUUGCCACGGCGUCGCAUGAUCGAACAGCUCGGUUGUGGACAUGUGAUCGCGUCCAUCCAUUACGCAUAUUUGCCGGUCAUCUUUCCGAUGUCGAUACUGUCAAAUUUCAUCCCAAUUCGAAAUAUAUUGUGACGGGAUCUGCAGAUCGAACCGCACGAUUGUGGGAUGUUCAGCGAGGGACAUGUGUGCGCGUAUUCACUGGACAUCAAGGAUCCAUUAAAACCGUAGCCAUCUCUCCCAAUGGACGUUUAAUGGCUUCUGCUGGCGAGGAUCGAUCAAUUAUUUUAUGGGAUCUUGGCUCGGGACGAAAGUUAAAGACGAUGACGGGACAUACCGACUUUAUUUAUUCGGUCGACUUUAGCUCGGAUAGCAAUGUGCUUGUUUCCGGGGGAGCGGAUGGCACCGUGCGGGUAUGGGACGUUAACAAGGAUGUGUCAAGCCUCAGCAAUGCAGAGAGUUCAAAGACAGAUGCCAAGCGAAUACGAGUGGAUGAUAAAGAGACGGAUUCAAGUAAGAAAAAGGACGCCAAAUCAAAAUCCAAAAUAGAAGAAAAGCGGGAAACUGGCACCAUAGAAAGUUCGGAUCAUAUGGCUGUCUUACCCACCAAGCACACCCCGAUUUAUAAAGUGCAAUUCACUGAACGAAAUUUAUGCAUGGCAGCAGGCGCAUUUACGCUGAGCUAGAAAUAAAGAAUCAAGCCAUGAUUUAUUUCCCCCAAAAAC